Molecule: messenger RNA, 1277 nt
Organism: Vanessa atalanta (red admiral)
Lineage: Eukaryota; Metazoa; Arthropoda; Insecta; Lepidoptera; Nymphalidae
Exons: 4
Coding region: 86-625 (179 amino acids)
Source: RefSeq, a predicted model, not a curated record
AUACGUCAGUUUGUAUUUAUGAUUUUGAAUUUUACGAAUAGUUUUGUUUGUUAUAAGUUUUAGUGACUACAAACGUAUAAGAAAAAUGGAAAAUUCUGUUACUGAAAACGAUGAACAAAAAUCUUUUCGAUCACCGCCCCGACGGAGACGUUCGACAUUCUUCGAAAGACGCGAUUCUUUUGUACCACAGGCGUUUGCCGAAAAUAUUGACUCAAAUGUUUGCAAAAAGUUAAGUGAAAUGGAAGACAAACAUACUCAAGACCUCUUAAGGUAUCACGAUAAUCUUUUGGCUGAAAAAGAACAGUGGAAGAUGGAAGUUAAUAACAGACGUAAUAAAUAUCAUGAUCUAAGACAACAGUAUCAAAUGGCAACAAAAGCUCCAAGUAGAACAAGAAUUUCAUAUUCAUCAUUAUCCACAGAAGAUAUAGAUUUUUUAAAAGCAAAAGUAAAUGUAACGAAAAUUGUUGAUAGUCAGAUGAAGUUACACCAAAGUGUGAAGGAGACACAGGCAUUGUACAGAAGAGCAAUGGAACUUGAUAAUGUUUUGUUGAAUCACUGUGAGGAGAAAGUAAAUGAAGUUACCGAUUAUAUUCUAGAAAAUAGUACAAUUGAACCCAAAGAAUGACCAAUAUUGUAAUUUCAAGAAAAUAACUAAUAUUAUUCAAAAUAUUUAAACCUACUCAUGACAUGAGCAUGUUUCUCCAUAGACGUGAUUGCAACAAAUAACCUUUUCCAUCUUUGUAUAACUGUGUUGGAUCACUAAACUAGAGAUGACAAGUGCUUGGUUACAGAUAUUAGUUAGUAAAAGGUGUAGGUUUACAAACUAAAUUUUUAUACAAUCCAAAUUAUUUUAAAUUGCUUACUAAAUUACGUUUGGUUCAAUUGUAAAAAACUUUUAUGUCAUAUUGUAAUUAAAUAUAUUAGUUAAUAAAUAGAAUAGCCAUAUUCAACAUGCUGCCUGCUAAGCCCAUAUAUCAAGUCUUUAUAUCAAUAGCUCUUUUCGACCAAUAAACAAAGUAUCUUUAAGAAUGUAAACAUUCUGCAAUUAUCUAGAUGUUACAAUAUUUUCUUGUUUAUUGGUAAUAUUAAUUAUAAUUGUUAAAAGUAUGGUAACUAUUGUAGAUAAUUUGGAUAAGGUUCUAAUAGAAUGUAAAAAAUAUGUAAUUGAAAAAAAUGGAAAUUUCCGUACCUUUGUAGUGUUAAAUGUAUUUCUUAGUAUUUAUACAAUUAUAUAUCAGUGAACUUUUAGAACUGAUUAACAUGGGAUUAAUGAAGAU